Messenger RNA from Candidula unifasciata, 930 nucleotides. Lineage: Eukaryota; Metazoa; Mollusca; Gastropoda; Stylommatophora; Geomitridae. The record is from the annotation of a GenBank genome assembly.
GAAGUCCUCAUCGCCUCUCCGGUCGGAUCCUUGUAGUCAGUGGCAGAACCGGCACCCUGCUGAGAUGGGUGGGGGUCCCUGAUCAUAGGGAAUCUUAUUACUCCCCUCAACUCUUGAUGCGCCAGGAUGGAUCCCAGGUUCUCCUCUUUGGCACCGGAGGGGAAACCCACAAUGGGUCCUUGUGGAGCAUAGACGUCACUAGCUUGCUCAAGGGCAAGAUAGAUAUGGCGGUCAAGUUGUCGUCUGACACACACAAAGGUUUCAUGACACCGCCAGCUCUGGCGGACAUCACCCAGGACGGCAUCGAGGACAUCAUAGUCCCCAUGUACAACUCCACACUGCUGGCCAUUGACGGAGCCAGUUAUGUGCCCUUGUGGUCUGUCAGGUUCCCAACCUCGGAAACAUACAGCACCCCGGCGGUGGGAUUCUACAAUGAUGAUGAUGUCCCAGACUUCAUGGUCAAGUACGCCCAUGGACCCGGAUAUCCGGUCUACUAUUUUUCUGAGACAACUGUCAUAGACGGCAAAACUGGCAAGAAGUUAAUUGAGCCUCCACUCAGGGACACCAUCGGCGGACAAGCCUCCCCUCUGACAAUCUCAAUGGAAGGUUUCGGCAAUGACCUCUUUCUGGUGUGGAUGGCAGAAUGCAAGGGUCACGAAGGGUCAACUGAAGAGUUCAGUUUUAUUAAAGGAACAGCGGCGUCCGACAAAAGCUGGUCCAACUUGUGCCGACUUAGAUUCGACACAGAGGGCUACUCCAGGCUCAUGGCCGUCAGUGGUCAACAUUCUAAAGCUGGGAUUCCCAUCUACAACUCUGCGGAGAGAAAGAAAGUCGAACACGACAAGUGGGUCAACACAUCAGCUGAAGCAUAUGAUUACAUCAUGAAACACCCAGAGAUCAUCGAUGGUUUUACCAACGGCUUGAAAGUAA